Penicillium longicatenatum is the source of this 867-nucleotide messenger RNA. RefSeq names its product TMEM199/VMA12 family protein. Gene Ontology annotation, cellular component: endomembrane system. The coding region runs from base 1 to 867 and encodes 288 amino acids. The transcript is spliced from 2 exons. Lineage: Eukaryota; Fungi; Ascomycota; Eurotiomycetes; Eurotiales; Aspergillaceae. The record is from RefSeq and is a predicted model, not a curated record. Gene Ontology annotation, biological process: vacuolar proton-transporting V-type ATPase complex assembly.
AUGGUCCUCUUAAUGGCGACGGAGCGCAUCCGUGCGGCCCUGGAGGCCGUUCCAAUUCCUCGUCGUGAGGAACUCGAUCUUCCUUCCCCGUUAGAUCUUCACGGACCGAUUGCACACAGCCAGCUCCUGCGCCUAUCUAAACACCUCCAGAAUGACGCCGAAUACAACACCGCAGAGCGCAGGAUAUCAAUGAGCCCUACGAUUCUCAGCGCCCUCCUGCGCGGUACAAAAGUAUACGUACCACCACCGCCGAAGAAACCGGAGCCUAGUCCCGAAUAUCUCGCUUCAAAAGCCCGCCUCCAGGCCCUAGCCGAAAGACAAGCCUAUGAACGCCUUUUAAACCCAACCUACACCCCAAAUGCAGACCACGCAGAUCCACACGCCACGAACCCCGAUGGAACCCCAUACAGCGAAGACACACUCACCCCGUCACUGGUCCUGAACAUCUUCCUCUCAACGCUUAUCACCGGGUUCGCUGUAUAUUGGGGUCUAACCAGCUUUGGCAUGCCACGUAUCCUGGCCUCGAUAUUCUCGGCGAUGAUAGGUCCAGCUCGAGAUGGGGAGGCUCGAGAUGCUGUUGGUGCAUCUGAGGCUGUACGGGUUCUUCUUUCGUUCUUUGCGGCGCUAUCUGUUGCCAUUGCAGAGUCGGUUCUGUAUGCCGUUUAUCUUGGGAAGGUUGUUGAGGCUAGGAAUAAGGAGAGGAAGUUGAAAGAGAAAAAGGUUGUGAUUGGGCCUGUUGAGGAGAGUAAUAAGGGAGUCCUUGUCGGUGAAGGGGAGAAGGAGGAAAUUUGGGGCAAGGGGGUUAAUGGGGGUGUCAGGAGGAGGAUGAGGGAGAAAUGGGAGAAAGAGCAAGAUCAUCAGGAAUGA